Messenger RNA from Gambusia affinis (western mosquitofish), 4633 nucleotides. Its product is annotated as apoptosis-stimulating of p53 protein 1-like. The record is from RefSeq and is a predicted model, not a curated record. Gene Ontology annotation, cellular component: nucleus. Lineage: Eukaryota; Metazoa; Chordata; Actinopteri; Cyprinodontiformes; Poeciliidae. Gene Ontology annotation, molecular function: p53 binding. Gene Ontology annotation, biological process: regulation of apoptotic process. The transcript has 23 exons. Bases 962 to 3940 code for a protein of 992 amino acids.
AUUCAGUAUUUGGAGGUGUGGACAAAACGUACUGAACUAACUCUGCCAACAUGGAUGAAACUACAGUCAAGCUUCAACCUAGAACAAAUUGACGUAAUCGUUCACCUAAAACAAACAAAAAAACCCUAACGGAGAUAAUCCCAGUCAAUGGGAGGAAAGCCAGACUGAGCUGCAAGUGAGAUUUUAAUCGAGUGUUAUAACGUAGGAAGGACUUAGUUUGAAGCAAAACAGUUAGCUUGUUCGGUAAAUCCCCCUGGGUGCUGGUUGUCGCGGUGCUGGCCUCCAGUGAACACCAGAGGGCGACACUGAGGAUUACAAUCAGCUGAACUCAUCCAUCAUCCCAGAACCAGGUCCAGAACGGUUCUGACGGGUCAGAACCAGCAGGUCAUCCUGGUUGGUAGCAGCAUCAUCAUGCUGAGGGGUGAUCUGAUCAGGAGAGGAACGUCUCUCAGCUAGCAGCGCUAACUUCUCCAUGCUGUUAGCAGGAUGAUACAUGAGCAGAACCAUCCGGACCGGAACAUUAUGUAUUAGAACCUCGUGCUGAAAGCCGCCUGCCUUUUAUACCAAAAUAAAUAAAAACAGAAUAAUAAACAUUUCAGCUGCAGCUGCUGGCUCUGCCGGCAGAGGGCGCGCUGAUCAGCAGCAUCGAUCCGCGAUCGAUACUUCUCUGGGUUUCUUCAGCCUUCCUCUUGGGGAGGAAGAAGAGGCGUGUUCGGAACCCUGACCCGUUUAGGCCCAGAAGGUUCUGUGGCUGGUGUGGGUUCGGAACACCGAACUGGGUCAUUCCUCCGGCCAGUAAAAGCUGGAGCAGCGGUCCGGACGGACCGAGAGGGAGCGGCUCCGGAAGGAAGGAAGGGAGGGAGGGUUCGGGUAUCUGGUUGGGUUCGGGACCCAAACUGGACGCGGGGAAAAGAAGUCUGGAAACGGAGAGGAGGAACUGAUUCCCACCGCAGCGGCAGAAAUGUUACCGCUGAUCUUGACGGUUUACCUCAACGACACCCAGCAAAUGCUAACCGAGGUCCCUGUUACCACGGCAACCAGAGUGACCGACGUGGUGGAGUUCUGCAAGGAGGCAGGCGAGUCCGAGUGCCACCUGGCCGAGGUCUGGAACGGACACGAGCGUCCGCUCCCUCAGGAGCUGCUGCUGUUGGAUCUGCUGAACGCCUGGGGGGCCAGGAGGCCCGAGGUCCGCUACUACCUCAGACACCGCCCCCUGUGGCCACCAGGAAGCCCUCUGGUCUCGGAUCAGAACCGGACUUCAGUGGCAGCAGAGAGCGAUGAGGUCCCCCAGGUGGAGCUGACCCUCUCUGAGCUCCAGGAAAUGGCCACCAGGCAGCAGCAGCAGAUCGAGGCGCAACAGCAGAUGCUGAUGGCAAAGGAGCAACGGCUGCGGUUCGUUCAGCAAGGCAGCAGAACCAACACAGGACACUCACAGCUCUUUGUCUCUCUGCAGGCGGAGGCGGAGCAGCUGCAGCGCCUCAAGGAGCGGGUGGAGAGCCAGGAGGCGAAGCUGAAGAAGAUCCGCGCCAUGAGAGGCCAGGUGGAUUACAGCAGGCUGAUCAACGGGAACCUCACCGCAGAGAUCCACCAUGUGAGCAGCUUGUUCCAGGAGAAGCAGGAUGAGCUGCAGGCCGCCGUCAGCAAAGUGGAGCAGCUGACCCAGCAGUUGGAGGACCUGAGGAGGGGCCGCCUUCAGCUGCAGAGCGACGCCCAGAGGCUGGCGGAGACCUCUGGGUCCCCGGUGGGACCCGGCGCCCAGAAGGGCUCCUUGUUAUCCGGCUCUGCUGGCGUGGAGCUGAGAAAGCUCUACCAGGAGCUGCAGGCCCGGAAUCGUCAGAACCUGGAGCAGAGCGGCCGGCUGACCCAGAACCAGGAGCUGCUGUCCAAGCGGACGGGUCAGGUGGCGGCCAUGGACCGCCGGAUCGGAGAGCUGAGGGACCGUCUGCACAGGAAGAGAGCAGAGCUGAGCCGGAAUGAGGUCCCCUCCUCCCCCCGGACGACCCCGCAACCCGGCGCUGCCGUCUCCGGCCGAGUGGCGGCCGUCUGCCCAUACGUCCAGACGCCGGCUGAUGGGAGGCGCGACCCAGGACGCCUGGCGGACCCCCCGCCCAAAGCCGCGCCACUGAGCCACGUCCGCUCCCUAUCAGUCAGUGACGCUCCGUGGCCCAACAUCAGCCAGACUGGACCUGACUGGAAAACCUGCAGUCCAGAACCGCAGCUGCGACCCUCCGGCUACGGGACGUACCCCAGCGCCGCCCAUCAGGCCGCCGGCCAUCACUGCAGCUCCCUGCCGCGCUCAGCGCCUGGGACGCUGGGCUGGCCCCGCUCCCCCGCCGCCACUGGCUCCUCUUCCUCGUCUUCAUCACCGCAGCGCAUCCCCAACCAGAACCCAGGUUCUGUGCCGUCCUCCCCACUGUCCCUCCAGUCGGAGCGGACCGACCCCCCUCCUGCGGUGGCGGUGCGUCCCUACGUCCCGGAGCAGCCGUCCAGGCCGCAGUCCCCCAGGAAGGGCCCGGCCACCAUGAACAGCAGUUCCAUCUACAGCAUGUACCUGCAUCAGCCUCAGGCCAAGAACCCGGGCCCUCUUGGGAACCGCGCCGCCGUCAGGGCAGUCUACGGGAAGCCCGUGGUCCCGUCCUCGUCCCCCAUCCCGCAGGACGAAGCCAAAGACGGCGCGGUCCUUCCUCCGCCCAGCGUGGACGGCUUCCCUCGACCUCUCAGUCCCACCAAGCUGACGCCGGUCGCCCACUCGCAGCUGCGGUACCAGAACGACGCCGAUCUGGAGGUUCUGCGGCGCCGUCUCAGCAACGCUCCACGGCCUCUAAAGAAGCGGAGCUCCAUCACCGAACCUGAGGGCCCCCAAGGGCCCAACAUCCAGAAGCUGUUGUACCAGCGGUUCAACACGCUGGCUGGAGGCAUAGAGGGCGGUUCUGCGAACACUUUCUACCAGCCGGACGGGCUCCUUGGGGACGUAGACGCCGUCCAUUCAGCCAACGAGAACCUGGACCAGGGAGACAGGGUAGUGGCCAGAGAGGUCAAAGGUCAGGACCUGAGCUCAGUGUCCUGCCGCUCCUCUCCACCCUCCGUUACUAUGGAAACACCCAAAGAGACAGAAAGCACCACCAACCAGCCUCCCUCAACACAACCCGGCUCGCCUCCAGAACCAGAGAGGUCCGACGUCCAGAACCAGAACCAGGGAGUGGCUGGCUCCGCCCACAUCUCACCUCCAGCACCUGCUGCUCUCCCUUCAGGACCAAAGGCAAAACGGACCAACCUGAAGAAGCCGUCGUCUGAGCGAACGGGUCAUGGCCUGAGGGUCAAGUUCAACCCUCUGGCUCUGCUGCUGGACGCCUCGCUGGAGGGAGAGUUCGAUCUGGUCCAGAGGGUCAUUUACGAGGUGGAGAACCCCAGCAUGCCCAACGACGAAGGCAUCACUCCUCUUCACAACGCCGUGUGCGCCGGUCAUCACCACAUCGUCAAGUUCCUGUUGGACUUUGGAGUGAACGUGAAUGCGGCCGACAGCGACGGAUGGACUCCGCUGCACUGCGCCGCUUCCUGCAACAGCGUCCACCUCUGUAAGAUGCUGGUGGAGUCAGGUGCCGCCAUCUUCGCCACCACCAUCAGCGACGUGGAGACGGCGGCUGACAAGUGUGAGGAGAUGGAGGAGGGCUACAGCCAGUGCUCCCAGUUCCUCUAUGGCAUCCAGGAGAAGCUGGGCGUCAUGAACAAGGGGGUGGCGUACGCGCUGUGGGACUAUGUCGCACGACGGGACGAUGAGCUGUCUUUCGGCGAGGGCGACGCCAUCACCGUUCUGCGUCGCCAUGAUGACACUGAGACGGACUGGUGGUGGGCCAGGCUGGACGAACGUGAGGGAUACGUGGCGAGGAACCUGCUGGGGCUGUACCCAAGGAUCAAACCCAGACAGAGGUCGCUGGCCUGAGAUCCGGCUCCAUGAGGAAGCGGAUGAGUGUAGGGUUGGUUCUGAGAGGAAGCAGCAAAGCACAUGUUGACCUUCAGCAGCUGAAGGACAGAAACAUCUGCCCACUAAGGCUCUUUCUCUCGGACUGCUCUUGACCUCUGAGGUUCUGGUGGGUCAGAGGAAGCGAUGAAGGGCAGAAGAAGAUGACCCAGGUCGGUUGAAGGUCACAUGAAGGUCGGUUGGCCUCUGACCUUUGGGCUGCUGAUGGAUCAGAAUCAGAAGAAGGAAACACGAGGUGAAGACAACGGUUUAAUGAAGCGGUCCUUGUCUCCAAAAGUUCCCCUGAACUCCAACUGUUCAUAAGAGGUUCCGGGUCACAUUCAGACCGGGUCAGAACAUCGGGUCCGAGUUGUUCUGGGCUUCAGAACCUUCUCUGCUGCUUGUUUUUAUGUUUUAUUCUCCUUAAUGUUGCUUUAUUUGGCCAAGCUUUGCUUUUCUCAUUAGAAUCAGUUCACUCACUGUGGAGACUCUGCUGCCAUCUAGUGGACAGUUUUAUGUGUGGGCUGGAUCAACGGCUCCACCUGCUGGACUGGAUGUGCCUGAAUUUUAUGUCCACGUUAAUAUUUUUAUUUCACAAACAUUUUGUUUCCAGAUGCUGCUUUAUGACCGGUUGAGCUGCAUUAUUAAAGUCAAAUAAAGCAUUUAAACCUCCCA